GGCCAGCUUCAUGGAUGUGGAAGGGUUCCAGAAACAGCUGCUCUUCCCUCGCACGACACAGAUUGUGAUCGAGGAUGGCUUUGGAGGGCUUGUCCGUCGCUUACGUGAACCUUGGGAUCUUCAUGGCCUGUCCACCAAACGGACAGGCCAAUCGGUGUGCUGGCCCCAGGAGUGUGAGGUCAUUAAGGAGCGGAUUAGACAUAUUGAGGGAGUUCCAUUAGGACCAGAACCUCUCUACCUUGUAACUGGUUUGGAAGAAGCACCAAUCUACACUGAAGAGGGUGAAGUGGUUUAUGUCACCAGCAAAGCUAACUCGGAACCUUUCUUCACCUUCUCACGGGUGGGUGGCAGUUCCCAGCCCCUGACCCAGGCAGCCAUUAACCUCGACAAGCAGGACAACACGCUGAUAUUUGAGGCUCGCUUCGAGUGUGGAAACCUGCAGAAAGUUCUGAAAGUCGGGGAACACGACUACAACCUGAUCUUACGCACGGACCUGUACACGGCGAGACACACCCAGUGGUUCUACUUCCGGGUGCAGAACAUGCAGAAGGCCGUCCCUUAUCGCUUCACCAUCGUCAACCUGAUGAAGCCCAGCAGCCUGUACAACAGGGGCAUGAAGCCGCUGAUGUACUCCACCAAGGACGCUGAAGAGGAUCGCCUGGGCUGGCGCAGAGUGGGCACCCACAUCAAGUACUACAAGAACAACCACGGAGACGAGAGGCGCCAGUUCUACUCCCUCACCUGGACCUUCCAGUUCCCCCACGACUCUGACACUUGCUACUUCGCCCAUUGUUACCCAUACAGCUACUCCGACCUCCAGGACUACCUGAUCGACGUGGCCACUGACCCGGUCAAGUCCAAGUUCUGCAAGAUCCGGGUCCUCUGCCGCUCACUGGCCGGCAACAUGGUGUACCUCCUGACCGUGACCAACCCUUCCAAGAGCCCAGAAGUGGUGGCGGGGAAGAGGGCGGUGGUCUUGACUGCCCGCGUCCACCCAGGAGAAAGCAACAGUUCGUGGAUGAUGAAGGGGUUCCUCGACCAUCUCCUCGGUGACUCGGCCGAUGCCAGUCUACUCCGGGACACCUUCCUCUUCAAGAUCGUGCCAAUGCUGAACCCUGACGGGGUGAUUGUGGGGAACUACCGUUGCUCGCUCUCUGGCCGGGACCUGAACCGACAGUAUCGCAGCUUCCUGAAGGAGCACUACCCGCCCGUGUGGUAUACCCGGAGGCUCAUCAAACGGUUGGUGGAGGAGCGAGCUGUUUUACUUUACUGCGACUUCCAUGGACACAGCCGGAAGCAGAAUAUCUUCAUGUACGGCUGUCAGGGACAUGGCACAGUGUCAACAUGUGUCAAACAGAGAGUCUUCCCUCUCAUGCUGAGCAAGAACUGCGGCGACAAGUUCUCCUUCCGAAGCUGUAAGUUCCACAUGAAGCGGGAGAAGGAAGGGACGGGCCGCGUGGUGGCGUGGAGGUUGGGAGUGGCCAACAGUUACACAUUGGAGGCCACCUUCUGUGGCUCCACCUUGGGAAACAAAAGGAAUAUUCAUUUCAAUGUGAGAGAUCUGGAAGCAAUGGGCUUCCAGUUUUGUGACACUCUUCUGGACUACUGCGAUCCUGACCAAUCAAAGUACAUCCAAUGUAUAGAGCAACUGAAGAACCAAAUAAAGGAAGAUAUUGCAGCCAAAAUGGGGAUUUCUGGUGCUGAAUAUGAUUCUGACGCACCACUAAGUGAAAUCUUAUCCUGCAUUGAAUCCAGCUCCACUGGAUCAAACAGCUCCGAAUCCGAUGAGCCGCCUUUGAAUUUAGUUAACAAGGAACGUGCUGAAUUCUCGAGAAAGGUUGUCCCUAAGCAGCUUUGCUUCAUUUUCAAAGUCAAGUUUACACUUCUUACAUCACAAGCACAGCCGGCCAAGGUACCUGCAGAGAUCCAAGAAGAAAAGCGCCGAGGCCACAUCCCCUAUCGGAAAGGCAGUGACCCAGACUCUGACACAAACGUGAAGGUUCCGUACAGGACUAGUGAAGGUUCACCACCCGAUGACCAUGGAUCUGGAAGGCUCAGUGUAGAACGACAGCACAGCACAAAAAGUAGGAAGUUUCAGAGCAACAUCAAUCGUGUACAUGUUACCAGGGCGUGGGGCAGGUCCGGCAGCCCCUGGAAUAAGCUGUCAUUCAUUCCAUGGUUGCCAUGGCAGCGGCUGACAGCAAAAGAUGGCAAAACAUGGACAGGGGAUUGGCCGACCGUCAUCUUCAGAUUGGCAUUUCCUGAUGAGUGGGAUGCAUCUGGGAUCACCACUAGGGCCUCAGCUACGUUGUGA
Pristis pectinata (smalltooth sawfish) is the source of this 2314-nucleotide messenger RNA. RefSeq names its product cytosolic carboxypeptidase 2-like. Gene Ontology annotation, molecular function: zinc ion binding; metallocarboxypeptidase activity. The record is from RefSeq and is a predicted model, not a curated record. The transcript has 12 exons. Bases 11 to 2314 code for a protein of 767 amino acids. Gene Ontology annotation, biological process: proteolysis. Lineage: Eukaryota; Metazoa; Chordata; Chondrichthyes; Rhinopristiformes; Pristidae.